CGUCAAUCAGUUAACCUUGGUCACGUUGAUGUGUCUACGCAAAGCACUCAGCCUCCUCUUCGCUGCGGUCUUAUUGAUAGUUUUUCUCAGAAGACGCCUCACGGCGGGAACGGGGCCCCCCUUGCGCCGAAUUACGACCAGGGACGAUUCUCACACGAGCGAACGUUUGCUCGAUGAUGGCGCCGUCGUAUUCCGCUCGGAAAGUCGUGAACUCAGCCGCGGACCAACGAAUGGCACUGUCUUAGUAUUGACCAUCGUCAAGGAUGGCCAGUCCUGGGGAUCCCAGCGGAGCUUUCACGACUACCUGAAGCUCAUCUCUAACCUCGGAGUCAACAAGGCAGAUUUGUCUCUGGGGCUCUUGAUCAGCGAUGCAAAUGAACACCGGGACAUCAAGCAGAUUCUUGACUCUUCCAACGAGGAUUUCCGGCGUCUGUGCAUCAUCCGAGAGCCAGAGACAUUCCGUAAGAUGGAGGGCGAGAGACGGGAUCGGCACAACGAGGAUAUACAGCGACCUCGGCGCAAGCUUCUUGCCCGGAUUAGGAACUAUCUGGUGACGACGGCGCUCCAUGAUGAGGCCAACGUGCUGUGGAUCGAUGCAGACAUGAUCAAGAUACCUGAUAAUCUUCUGCCGACGAUGAUCAAGUCAGGUCACCCCAUUUUGGUGCCGUCCACGUUUAUUGGCGACCUGUAUUACGACCGGUAGGCACGGACGAAUCAUCCAAGUGUGGAUAUACGUAGCGUUGCUGUGUGUUACUUCCCCCUAGGAACACAUGGGUGGGUCCCCGCACGGAGCCAACAAAAGAACAGCUGCUUCGCCUUCGGGAAGGGGACAGCGCUGCUUUCAUUCCAGAGCAGGCCCCUGGGAACAUGUAUCUCGACCAAUUUAAAGACAGAGAGGAGGAUUUUGUUCCUAUAGACGCCGUUGGCGGAACAGUUCUCUUCGUCAAGGCGACGCUGCAUCGCCAAGGAGUCUUAUUUCCCCCCUAUCAUGUGAUCGGCGCGGACUGGGGUGGUGAAGGAUACGACGGAGUAGAGACCGAGGGACUGUGUUAUGUCGCUGCGACAAUUGGCGCUGCUUGUCACGGGAUGACACACUUCGAUGCGAUACAUUCAGCGGAUUAGGGCCUUCGAUGCACUAUGAACUGACAUGUCUUUUGUACGUGGACUUUCGAUAUAUAUAGAAAUAUAGGUGAAUACAUGUGUGAGUAUACGUGUACCUAGUCGUGCACCUACUUUUUGAACAAUUCAAGCUGCACACCUAUAC
Messenger RNA from Vitrella brassicaformis, 1264 nucleotides. NCBI's taxonomy places the organism in Eukaryota, Vitrellaceae. The record is from the annotation of a GenBank genome assembly.